Molecule: messenger RNA, 2175 nt
Organism: Hordeum vulgare subsp. vulgare (domesticated barley)
Lineage: Eukaryota; Viridiplantae; Streptophyta; Magnoliopsida; Poales; Poaceae
Product: protein NRT1/ PTR FAMILY 5.7-like
Exons: 2
Coding region: 277-2010 (577 amino acids)
Biological process (GO): transmembrane transport; oligopeptide transport
Cellular component (GO): membrane
Molecular function (GO): transmembrane transporter activity
Source: RefSeq, a predicted model, not a curated record
GCCAACAAAUUCCUCAAAUCGGUUCGUCCCCUCAAGAGCUUUGAUAAAAUCACAGAAACGAGGCCUCCUUUGGUGGAUUCGAUUCGCGCGCGUGCACACACAAACACACCUCAACAGCGACGUGGCCUUUCUUCUCCCAAUUCCCCCUGCCUGCCCCCAGCGCGGCUAUAUAACCUGCCAUCUUUUCCUCCCAGCCUCACACCAAGAACCACACAUCAAUCGACUAGAGUGAGUCCUUUUGGUUAGUUUGGACUUUGGAGAGAGCUUGAUUUGGUGAUGAGGAAGCAGCAGGGUUUAAGCGGCGGCGGCGCCGAUGAUGGGCAGUGGGACAAAUGGGUGGACGACUCCUCCGUCAGCUACCGCGGCCGCGUGCCCCUCCGCACCGCCACCGGCUCGUGGAGGGCCGCCAUGUUCAUCAUCCUGAUUGAGUUCAGCGAGCGGCUGAGCUACUUCGGCAUCGCCACCAGCCUCAUGAUCUACCUCACCAAGGUGCUGCACCAGGACAUGAAGGUCGCCGCCGUGAACGCCCAGUACUGGAUGAGCGUCACCACCCUCAUGCCGCUCCUCGGCGGAUUCCUCGCCGACGCCUACCUCGGCCGCUUCCGCACCGUGCUCCUCUCCACCGUCGUUUACCUACUUGGCCUCGUCCUGCUCGCCCUGGCGCAGCUGGCGCCGGGACUGAGGCCGAGUGGCGCCUCGGUGCCGCGGGUCCACGAGACGCUCUUCUUCGUCGGGAUCUACCUCGUGUCCGUCGGCACCGGCGGCCACAAGCCGGCGCUCGAGAGCUUCGGCGCCGACCAGUUCGACGACAACCACGCCGGGGAGCGGCUGCAGAAGAUGUCCUACUUCAACUGGUGGAACUGCGCGCUCUGCUCCGGGGUGCUGCUUGGGGUCACCGUCGUCGUCUACAUCCAGGAGCGGGUCGGAUGGGGCGCCGCCACCGUGCUCCUCGCUGCCGUUAUGGGCUGCUCCCUCGUCGUCUACCUCGCGGGGUGGCGGACCUACCGGUACAGGAUGCCGCAGGGCAGCCCCCUCACGCCGCUGCUGAAGGUUGCCGUGGCCGCGGUCAUGAAGCGGCGCCUUCAGCUGCCAGCCGACUCCGGCGAGCUGUACGAGGAGGACGACCACAAGAAGAAGCCGCUCUGUCACACCGACCAGCUCCGGUGUCUCGACAAGGCGGCAAUCAUGGAGCAUGGCGACGCGGGGCUGCGCCGGACGUGGCUGCUGGCGACGGUGACGCAUGUGGAGGAGACGAAGCUGGUGGUGUCGAUGGUGCCCAUCUGGGUGGCCACGCUCCCGUUCGGCAUCGCGGCGGCGCAGGUGUCCACCUUCUUCAUCAAGCAGGGCAUGGCCAUGGACCGCCAUCUCGGCCCACACUUCGUGCUUCCGCCGGCGUCCAUCUUCGCGCUGGCCGCCAUCGCCAUGAUCGCCACCGUGGCGCUCUACGACAAGGUGCUCGAGCCGUGCCUGCGCCGCGCGACUGGGACGGAGCGCGGGCUCAGCGUCCUUCGUCGUAUCGGCGUCGGCAUGGGGGUCGCCGUGGUGGCCCUGGCCGUGGCCGCGGUUGUCGAGCGUCGCCGCCAGCACUCCACCGCCACCAUGUCGGUGUUCUGGCUGGUGCCGCAGUUCGCGCUGAUGGGCGUGGCCGACGGGUUCGCGCUGGUGGGCCUGCAGGAGUACUUCUACGACCAGGUGCCGGAGACGAUGCGCAGCCUGGGCAUCGGGCUGUACCUGAGCGUGAUCGGCGCCGGGAGCUUCCUGAGCAGCCAGGUGAUCGCGGCGGCGAGCCGCGUGAGCUCGCACGGCGGGCGGCAGGACGGGUGGUUCGGCAAGGACCUGAGCCGGAGCAGAUUGGACCUCUUCUACUGGCUGCUCGCCGGCAUCUCCGCCGCCAACCUGGGCUUCUACGUGCUCGUCGCCACCCGGUACUCGUACAAGGAGCAGACCGCGAAGGCCGGCAGGGUGGGCGCCGCAGGCGACGUCGAGUGCGCCAUCGCCGGCGCUGCUUAAUUUAAGCAUGAUGGAUGCAUGCCAAUGGCAUCAUACACAUAUAGAUCGUUCGUGAUAAUUAAGCUGUUGUGUGAUGAUUUAGUUCAGUUGAUAAACAUGUAUGUUUGUUAGUAAUCGAUCGAUGAUCGUGUGGUUUGGACUUCAGUAAGAAAUGGUUUCCGGACU